Molecule: messenger RNA, 4989 nt
Organism: Gambusia affinis (western mosquitofish)
Lineage: Eukaryota; Metazoa; Chordata; Actinopteri; Cyprinodontiformes; Poeciliidae
Product: serine-rich adhesin for platelets-like
Exons: 12
Coding region: 281-3250 (989 amino acids)
Source: RefSeq, a predicted model, not a curated record
GACAGCCAUGGAAACGACGUUAGCGUUCUCAACCCUAUAAAUGACGCUGACCUUCUGAAUUCUUUCCCCUUUGCGACGGGACUUUUGAGAGAGACGCCAGAAGAAGCCUUUAAAGCCUCGGAAGGUUUGAGAUUGUCGAAAAGUCUGCUGUGCAAAACUUGCUAAAGAAGCGCUUGCUGAAAUACGCAGUUGCUGAAGAAGCCCGGGAUAAAGAAACCUGCGAAAGACAGUUCCUGACCAGGAGAAGCACCAACAGGGUGACCAGCUGGAAGCUCAUACCAUGGCGUUUCCAGCAGAUGGAUCCCCGAUGUUGGAGGGACAUGAAGACAAUGGUAAGGAUCACGGUAAGAUGUGGUCAAAAGAAACCGACAUGGUUUCUGAAGACCACGGAGAGGGGUUGAGGUGUAGUUCACCUGCGCAGUCUGUGGACUGUGUUACCAUCUCCAGUGGUAGCAGUACUACCAGUUCUAGUGGUAGCUCUACUACUAGCUCCAGCAGUAGCUCUACUACCAGCUCCAGCGGUAGUUCUACUUCCAGCUCAAGUGAAGACGAGGUAGGUAAUGACUGUACUACCAGCUCCAAUAAAGACGAGGUAGACAAUAAAGACCAGGACGACCUUAAUUCCAGACUUCGGGUCGUCCAGGUCCUUCCAUCAAACAUUAAAUUCCUGUGGGGCAUAGGAGUGCUUGAACAGUCAUUGAAACAUCUCAAUUCAAAGUUUGAUCAGCUGGGCUCAGCUGCGGACCGUGCCACUGCUCCGUCACUGCGCUGGCACGCUGAGAUUCUUGAGAUUCUUCCCCCAGAUUUCAAAUACAUAAAAGACGUUGGGGUAGCUCAGAAGCCUCAAGAAGACACGGCUCCGUGCACUUCACUUGAAUUCACAUCUGAACUUGACAAACCGGAAGAGCCCAUUUUGCGACCAGAGAACUCCAGACCUAUCGGUACAUCGCAAUAUCAUCAGGGAGGUAUGAAAAAGAACAGAGCUUCUUUGACUUCUGGCCGCACUAGGAGCACUACACAGAAGGUGAAUUCUGCAAAGGAGGACGACCCACCAUUAAAGCUUAGUUUUGGUACAGUUCUUCCUUCCAGCUUUAAAUUCACAACUGAACUUGACAAACCAGAAGAGCCCAUUUUGCGACCAGAGAACUCCAGACCUAUCGGUACCUCGCAAUAUCAUCAGGGAGGGAUGAAAAAGAACAGAGCUUCUUUGACUUCUGGCCGCACUAGGAGCACUACACAGAAGGUGAAUUCUGCAAAGGAGGACGACCCACCAUUAAAGCUUAGUUUUGGUACAGUUCUUCCUUCCAGCUUUAAAUUCACAACUGAACUUGACAAACCAGAAGAGCCCAUUUUGCGACCAGAGAACUCCACACCUAUCGGUACCUCGCAACAUCAUCAAAUAGGUUUGGAAGAGGACAGGGCUUUGUUGACUUCCUGCCGUGCCAGGAGCACUACACAGAAGGUGGAUUCUGCGAAGGAGGACGACCCACCAUCAAAGCUUAGUUUUGGUACAGUUCUUCCUUCCAGCUUUAAAUUCACAUCUGAACUUGACAAACCUGAAGAGCCCAUUUUGCGUCCAAAGGACUCCAGUCCUAUCAGUGCCUCGCCACAACCUCUGGCAGGUUGGAGAAAUUUAGUGGCUUCUUUGACUUCCGACCGCGCCAAGAGAACUACAAAGAAGGUGGAUGAUGCGAAGGAGAACGACCCAUCAUCAAAGCCUAGUGAUCAGGUAGGUCUGAAAGAGGACGUGGCUCAUGCGACAUCUGUGACUGGCAUAAGCGGAAAGACGACAAAGGACAGUGAUGCUGAAGAGCAGCCCCCAGCCAAGAGGACUAGCGACACCUUUGCUGAAGAGGAGCUCUCCAACAAGUGGACCGGGAAUAGUGAUGAUGCUAAAGAGGAGCCCCCAGCCAAGAGGAGUAAGGACACUCUUGCUGAAAAGGAGAUCCCCUCCAAGAGGACCAGGGACAGUGUUGCUGAAGUGAAACUCCCAGCCAAGAGGACCAGGAAUAGUGAUGAUCCUAAACAGGAGCCCUCUGCCAAGAGGAUCAGGGAGAAUCAAACUGAAGAUGUGCUCCCCUCCAAGAAGACCAGGGACAGUGUUGCUGAAGUGAAACCCCCAGCCAAAAGGACCAGGAAUAGUGAUGAUUCUAAACAGGAGCCCUCAGCCAAGAGAAUCAGGGAGAAUCAAACUGAAGAUGUGCUCCCUUCCAAGAGGACCAGGGACAGUGUUGCUGAAGUGAAACUCCCAGCCAAGAGGACCAGGAAUAGUGAUGAUCCUAAACAGGAGCCCUCUGCCAAGAGAAUCAGGGAGAAUCAAACUGAAGAUGUGCUCCCUUCCAAGAGGACCAGGGACAGUGUUACUGAAGAGGAGCCCCCAGCCAAGAGGACUAGAGACACUGCUGCUGAAGAGGAGCCCCCAGCCAAGAGGACUAGAGACACUGUUGCUGAAGAGGAGCCCCCAGCAAAGAUGAUUAGAUACACGCUUGCUGAAGAGGAGUUCCCAGCCAAGACUGCACAGUGGUACAAUGAGGAUCCCAUUUGGGGCGAGGUCCUUGAAAGAAUCGGCAGAAGGAUGGCAUGGAGGUAUGGUAAAGAAUGGGAGAACGAGCCCAUUCCGUCAACUCCUCUGUUCAUUCCCUACCGAAAGACAGACCAUGAAGAUCCUAUUCUGUUAUCCCCUGUCCUCAGUCCCUCACCAGCGACAUCGUGUGAGGAUCCUGGUCUGUCAUCCCCUGUCCUCAGUCCCUCGUAUACAAUGGCACGUAAACUUCCUGUUUUGUUAUCCCCUAUCCUCAGUCCCUCGCCAAGCACAUCGUGUGGGAAUCCUGGUCUGUCAUCUCCCAUCCUCAGACCCUCUUGUAAAAUGCCACAUAAACGUCCUGUUUCGUCAUCCCCUGUCCUCAGUCCCUUACGAGGGACGAUGCAUGAGGAUCCUUUUCUCUCAUCCCCUGACGUCAGUCCCUCACCAUCGACGCAAUGUGAAGAUCCCGUUUUGUCACCCCGUGUUUUCAGUCAACCACCGAGGAUGCCAUGUGAGGAUCUCAUUCUGUCACCCCGUGUUUUCAGUCCUUCACCAUCAACAUACUGUGAAAAUUUGUCAUCCCCUGACUUCCGUUUCUGGAUGGAGACUGAAAAGGACAUAGAAGAGGAACAAACACCUUCAACAUCUGGUGGAACUAUAGCAAAAGAAAGUUCCAGACACGUGUGGUUUAGACCUCGCUACGUUUUGUCAAGUGACUCUGAUUAGAUUGGGAUCCAUAAAAAGUGAAGACCUAUUUGGGAAGUCACAUUAGGAGAUCACCAUUUCUGUGGUUUUUAAAAAAAAAAUUUAUUAAAGCCAGUGGGUUUCUAGAAGCCUGUGGAAGCCUUUGGUAGCUCCUUGCACUGGGGCUUUUCUUUAUCCCGCUGCUAGAUGUUGCAUUUUAGAUGUUGAGGAUUCUGGCAGGACUCAGGAAGCCUUGGUAGCGCCUUGCACCGGAGUUUUCUUCGUCUUUGUGUCUUCCUUCCAUCUUCCCCAUGUUUCAGGAUGAAAUAGCAGUUCUUCCCCACGCGGUGCUCUCCGAUAUAUAAAUUAUUCUAUUCUGUUCCCCCACUAAUCCACUCUCCAAGUUUUUAAUCUUUCAGGUUUUACUUGCUCAUCGCUGGAUCCUUUUGUCGUCGUCCAUGUGGUUCCUGUCCUUCUGGACCCCUUGUUUUUCACACUGCUUGUUGGAUCCCGUCAGCCUGUAAACCUCCACCUUCAGCACCACCAGUCAGAUGGAGGAAGAUAAGAGAACCCAGUUGACAAAAAAAUUGACCAACAAUUAAAGCAGAAGACCAGCUCCGCCUGGAAUCCUCCACCUUCAACAUCACCAGUCAGGUGGAGGAAGAUAAGAGAACCCACUUGACAAAAAAUUGACCAACAAUUAAAGCAGAAGAUCUGCUCCACCUGCUGAUCUACUGGUUGUAACAGAUUGUGGGAAAGCAACUCUGAGACAAGACAACAGCAUUGGACCAAUCAGGCGAGAGAAGACAGAGAGGACUGAGGACUAAAACAAAUAUACCAAGCCUGAUAAAAAAGGCAGACGAUCCAGUGGCCCCAGGUUUAUACAUCAUCUCAUGUAGGAGCUUUUACUUUGGAAAUUCCCAUGAAGAUGCCAGGCUGCCUGUAGCCACUUCCUGUGAAUCCACUAAAGGAAUAUUGAGCCUUAUUUGGGUAAAGUUAGAGCAGAAGAAGAAGGAAUGAAUGACUGUUACAUGACAAGUGAAUCUAACAUGUACUGCAGCUCAUCUUUUGAGGAAAACUCAGAUGGAGAAGUGGGAUAAAAAGCAACAGUGGAAACGGGUCAAACAACGACGGAUGAGGAGCCGAUCACUUUCAAACUCACACUCACCCCCAUGCGCCUCACCCCUCCUCCCAUCUGACAGACGCCAAACACAGAGCCUCCCUCAUCGCCAUCAAACCUCCUCACCUCCAUCACUGUCAGCGACAUAAACAUCCUGCAGUGACUGGCUGAGGUGGAUGCAGACACUGAGGAUUCCUAAAUUAAAGCCCCGACAAUUGAAAGAUUCAAAGCGUUUGUGUCUCCCAGGUACUCAGAGCAGGUCACAAUGUGAGGUGCGUUAUGUGGUCACCACACCGACCCCAACCAGAUCAGCCCGUCUUGCUGCGGGCGCACGCGCUACACCAGAGGAAGCGAUUCGAGCCAUUUGGCUCAGAUUCAGGGUGUGAAGCUGGGCGAUGCAGGCCAGCAUCACUUCAGGUUUGAGACAGACUGACCACUGGGGAGAUGGACCUCACCUGACACCAUUACUCUGGAUGUAACAGCUCGACUCUCCUGUCAGUGAAAACAUCCAUGACUCUGCAAGCGGACAGCAAGGUUUCUGGUGCCUGGCUGGAGACGAGAGUCUGAAUAUUCAAGAGCCAAAACAAAAUGUCACAAUAAAUAGUUAUUGUUUUCUAUUUGUUAUUGUUUUCAUUAUUUAUGCUCCACAACACAAAAUUCA